This is a messenger RNA of Didymodactylos carnosus, 1374 nucleotides long. Lineage: Eukaryota; Metazoa; Rotifera; Eurotatoria; Philodinida; Philodinidae. The record is from the annotation of a GenBank genome assembly.
AUGGAGGAUUCAAAGGAUAAGGGUAUUGAAAUGCUUAUUGAUUGGGCAGAUAGAUGUUGUUUAGCAGCAGAAAUACCAGAUAUUCCUACCUCCUUAAGUGCUUCGUUUUUGACAAUGGCAGAAGUACUACUUAAAUUUGUUUCAAUUAAAAAUGAGAAUGUCGAUAACAAGCAUAAUUCUAUAAUACUUUCGUCAACGUCGACGAUUAAUGAAAAAUCGAAUAUAUCUCAAACAGAAAAGAACUCUUCAUCGUACACCUUACCAAUUAUAUCCGUAACAAGUACGUCUGAUUUACCAAUAUUGAAUUCAAUUUCUACAGCGAGAAACGCAGAGGAUAAAAUUAAAUAUCGUCUCUCACCGUUAAAAAAGAAAAUGUCGCCGGAUGUUGUACAAACGCCAAAACGAUCUGAUUGUAGGAAAAUAGCACGAUCAAACACGUUUUCUGUACACCCACAGUCACAAACAAAACCACCAACUUCAUACUAUCGUCAAGCACCAAUUGCAACAACAGCAUUUCGGCCAACAACUGUUAAUUGGCGGCAAAUUGCUGCCACAUCACCGACACGUCCGCCCUCCACUCAAUAUCUCUAUAUUAUCAGUUCAUCAACACCAAAUGGUCAAAUCACUUGCACUAAACCAUUGACUCAACGUAGUCCUUCUACAAGACACGAUGAAGCGCACCAAUACCAUGAAACAACGUACUCAGAUAAUUUUCAAUCAUCGAGCUGUAUCGAACAUACAUAUUCAUCAAAUCAAACAAUGGCUCAAUAUGGACAUUUUUUAGCUUAUUUAAGACAAAAAUCUGUGGCAAGGAUAAAAAGAAAAAAGAAAUAUUCAGACACUAAUUCGAAUAAUGAACAAGAUAUUGAAACACCAUUAAUAAACCUAAAACAACAACAACAGAUACUGCAGCAGAAACCAAAGUUGUCCAUAUCAACUAGUUUAGCGAAUAAUUCUAGUUUAUUGUUUAGUGACUUUAGUGUUCCCAUUAUUAAUACCGGGAAGACAUCAUCGACGUCAAUAAUAGAACAGCGGAAUAACAUGAAAAAAACUGCGGACAAACUUCCAUCAACUCCAUGGCGUUUAGAACUAAGACGAAGCGCAUCGUCGAUUAUUGAUACUAGAUAUAGUAUUAGUAGUAAUCAAAUUAAACCCUUGAACGAGAUGUCUAACUAUUUGACUAUCAAUAAAGAUGCAUCACUAAUAACUCCAUCAAAUUCGAUUGUCGAUGAACCAAUGUCAGAAAAACAGGAGAAGAAGACGCAUGAGUCUUGUUAUGAGCUUCAACUUGCUGGUGACAGUUUAUCAUACGUUUAUGUUAGUGAUAGUGGAAUCAAAUAUGAAGGAGAAUUGCUCCAAUCAAAUAUUGCCUAA